AUGGAUAAAUUACUCAGACCGAAAGAGUUGGACAUUGAUCCUAAUGCUCCACUGGCCUCAGAAAAAUGGACUCACUGGUAUGACACAUUUCAGAAUUUUCUUUCGUCCAUCAAGGAUAUUAACGAAGACUUUAAACUAAAGUUGUUGAAGAAUCACGUAUCUGCUACGGUUUACAUGCUCAUCAGUGAUGUAUCGUCCUAUUCGAUGGCCAUAGACACACUCAAGACUACUUAUAUUAAGGUAAAGAAUGACAUUUUUGCUAGACAUUUGGUUGCUACAUGUAAACAGCAGCCGGGCCAAACGGUAGAGUCCUUUAUGCUAAAGUUGCGAAGCCUGGCCCGGGACUGUGACUUUAAAGAAGUUACUGCAGAACAGCACAGAGACAUUUGCAUUAGAGACGCCUUCAUAACUGGUCUGGCAUCCAACACUAUUAGACAGCGGUUACUGGAAAAGACAUCUCUUACUCUACAAAGCGCUUUUGACGAAGCUAGAGUGUUAGAAACAGCCACAACGCAUGCUCAGGCUUACAAUUCAACGAACGAAAUCUCUUGUGGGGCAAUGAAAACGCCAACUAGCUCCCAUCUAGAAACAUACAUUUCUAAUGAAGACCAGGAAUUGAAUGCCAUUAAGUCGCUAUGCUACUUCUGUGGUAGGAGGAGACACUCUAGGACUGAAUGCCCUGCUCGAAAUGCAUUAUGUCAUCAGUGCGGUAAAAAGGGACACUUCCAAACUGUUUGUAAAUCAAGUAAAACAACAGCCAACAAAGCUGACAGCAAAAUAUCACUGACCAGUGUGAUAACUCCAUGUACCUUGUCAUCAGCGCAUUUCUCUGGGCUUACACAGUCUACGGCACAAACAUUAGGACAUACAUUUGCCGAUGUCCAGUACAAGGGAGAACACUACAAAAAGGUCAAACUUUCUAUACUUGCUGGAUUGUGCUCGGAUGUAAUACUUGGUGUAGACUUUAUAAGUCUUCAUAAGGAAUUGACCAUACCGUACGGAGGAAAACGCAAUCCUCUACACAUCUGUGGUCUUAAAGCAGCACGAGUCGAAACACCGAGCCUAUUCAGUAAUCUAACUUCUGACUGCAGACCGGUGGCUACUAAGUCCCGAAAGCACUCAAUAGGUGAUACCAAAUUUAUUGAGUCUGAAGUGAGAAAACUCCUCUCGGACAAAAUCAUUGAACCUUCAAAGUCUCCCUGGAGAGCACAGGUGCUUGUGACAACAAACGAGAGACAUAAAAGAAGGAUGGUCAUUGAUUACAGUCAAACAAUAAAUCGCUUCACCUUACUGGAUGCAUACCCAAUGCCCCGAGUCGAUGAACUGGUAGAACGAAUAUCCAACUAUUCCGUUUUUAGUACACUAGACCUAAAAAGUGCCUACCAUCAAAUACCAAUCAAGACUAAGGAAAGGCCGUUAACGGCAUUUGAGGCAUGUGGCAAACUCUACCAGUUCUGUCGCAUCCCAUUCGGUGUUACCAAUGGAGUUGCAUGCUUUCAGAGAACAAUAAAUCAAAUUAUUGAGAAUGAAAAGUUGCAGGACACCUUUGCCUACGUGGACAAUGUAACGGUAUGUGGUCAUGAUAAAGAGUCGCACGAUGAGAAUAUGCAAAGAUUUCUAGAUGCUUCUAGAAAGUAUGGGAUCACAUUUAAUGAAGACAAAAGUACGAUAGCCACUGACAAAGUUUGCCUAUUGGGAUACGAAAUUUCUAAAGGCCUACUCAAGCCAGACCCUGAAAGAUUCCAGGCUUUAAGAAACCUUCCUCCUCCUCAUGAUAUGCGCUCACAAAAACGGAUCGUGGGCAUGUUGGCGUACUACUCACAGUGGAUCCCAAAUUUUUCUAACAAAAUAAAUGUUUUGGCAAAUAACACGUCGUUCCCUCUUUCAGAAACAGUAAAGACAGCCCUUAACGAAUUAAAGCAGGAGCUGGAGAAAGCUGCCAUCUUCACCAUCGACUAUACUCGACCGCUGACGGUUGAAACAGACGCUUCAGAUGUUGCAAUAGCUGCCACCCUCAACCAGGAUGGCCGCCCCGUGGCGUUCUUUUCAAGAACACUCUCUAAAAGUGAAAAGCGGCACUCAGCAAUAGAAAAAGAAGCCUACGCCAUUGUAGAAUCUUUAAGGAAAUGGCACCACUACUUAGUAGGAAAUCGCUUUACCCUUGUCACGGAUCAACGCUCUGUGGCGUUCAUGUACGACAAACAGAGCAAAGGGAAAAUAAAGAAUGAGAAAAUUCAAAGGUGGAGACUGGAACUGAGCUGUUUCCACUACGAUGUCUUGUAUAGACCAGGCAAACACAAUGUAGCGGCUGAUACGUUUUCUAGAAACGGGUGUGUAUCAGCUAUGAGUCGAAAUGAAUUGAAACUGCUCCAUGACUCUCUGUGUCAUCCGGGAGUAACAAGACUAUGGCAUUUAGUGCGAGCGAAAAACGUACCUUUCUUUUGUGAAGAUGUCAGGCUGGUUGUCAACCAGUGCAGAAUCUGUGCCGAAGUAAAACCCAGAUAUUUCAGUAAUUCUAAUGGAACUUUAAUUAAGGCGAUGCAGCCUUUCCAGAGACUUAGUAUGGAUUUCAAAGGACCGCUCCCUUCUACAUCUAGGAACACAUACCUGCUAACUAUAGUUGACGAAUUUUCAAGAUUCCCGUUUGCAUACGCCUGUUCUGAUAUGUCGGCUUCUACAGUGUUAAACCAAGCCCUGCACUCUCUUCGCUCUCUGCUCUGUACCGCUACAAACGAGACACCGCACGAGAGAAUAUUCAAGUUCAAUCGCAGGUCCACCUUCGGCAAAUCACUCCCGACAUGGUUAGCUCAACCAGGAAAAGUGUUGCUAAAAAAAGGAGUCCGUGCAUCAAAAUAUGACGAUGGUACAAUAGCUGUGGACUUAAUCACAUGCAACCCACAGUAUGCCAUUGUAAGACUUCCUGAUGGAAGAGAAGAAACAGUGUCACUACGACAUUUGGCCCCCGCUUCAAGAGAGGGAGAAUCAGAGGUGUAUCAACAUAUGGAACAUGAAGACCUUGAGCCGGAGACAAACCCUAUAACACAGAUGCAGGUGCCUACUGACCAUGUGACUAUGGAACCAAUGGCUGCUCCUAACACACAUGUACAACAGGGGGAAAAUGGACAUCAAGAAGAAGUAAAUACAGGGGCUGAGUCUUCAGUUAGAGAGACGCCGGCGUCACCAACUGAAAGCGACGGCAGUAUUGGUCCUGGUGGGGUGAAUGUAGUGUAA
Biomphalaria glabrata is the source of this 3231-nucleotide messenger RNA. RefSeq lists its product as uncharacterized. Bases 1 to 3231 code for a protein of 1076 amino acids. NCBI's taxonomy places the organism in Eukaryota, Metazoa, Mollusca, Gastropoda, Planorbidae. The record is from RefSeq and is a predicted model, not a curated record. The transcript has 4 exons. Gene Ontology annotation, biological process: DNA integration. Gene Ontology annotation, molecular function: nucleic acid binding; zinc ion binding.